Messenger RNA from Neofelis nebulosa (Clouded leopard), 13702 nucleotides. It is a transcript of the gene DYNC2H1, whose product is annotated as dynein cytoplasmic 2 heavy chain 1. Gene Ontology annotation, molecular function: minus-end-directed microtubule motor activity; dynein light intermediate chain binding; ATP binding. NCBI's taxonomy places the organism in Eukaryota, Metazoa, Chordata, Mammalia, Carnivora, Felidae. The record is from RefSeq and is a predicted model, not a curated record. Bases 119 to 13084 code for a protein of 4321 amino acids. Gene Ontology annotation, cellular component: dynein complex. The transcript has 90 exons. Gene Ontology annotation, biological process: microtubule-based movement.
GCGACUGGCCCUGGCAACCGCGAAGCCGAGCCGGCCGGCGGCGGGCGGUGUGAGCUGAGCUGCGCCGGUCGGGUGGCGGCCCCCGGACCCCGCGUGUCCCCGCGUCGUGGCCGCCGCCAUGGCGGGAGGGGCCCGGGACGUUCGGAAGGCCUUCCUCCUCACCACCACUCAGAACUACUUCGGCCUUCUGCCGGAGCCCUGCGACCAGCCGCGGGCGGACGGCUGCCUAGAGGUCAACAACUUUCUGGACGACGGCAACCAGAUGCUCCUCAGGGUGCAGCGCUCGGACGCCGGCGUCACCUUCUCCAACUCGAUUGAUUUUGCUGACACAAAAGAUAAAGUGCUGGUGUUUUUCAAGCUGCGACCUGAAGUAAUUACUGAUCAGAAUCUACAUAGUAACAUUCUUGUUUCAUCUAUGUUAGAAUCACCUAUAAAUUCUCUCUAUCAAGCCGUUCGGCAAGUAUUUGCACCAAUGUUGUUAAAGGAUCAGGAAUGGAGCAGAGACCUUGAUCCCAAACUUCAGAAUCUUUUGAGUGAACUAGAAGCUGGAUUGGGCGUAGUUCUACGAAGAUCAGACACUAACUUAUCAAAAUUGAAAUUUAAGGAAGAUGACACACGAGGUAUUCUUACACCAAGUGAUGAGUUCCAGUUCUGGGUGGAAGAAGCUCAUCGUGGAAGUAAACAGAUCAGCAGAGAGAGAGCCGGCUAUUUUAAGGAGCUGUUUGAAACCAUCGCAAGAGAGUUCUAUAACUUGGACAGUCUAUCCUUACUGGAAGUGGUUGACUUGGUGGAGACCACCCGGGAUGUUGUAGAUGAUGUGUGGAGACAAACAGAGCAUGAUCACUUUCCUGAGUCACGGAUGUUACAUCUCUUAGAUGUCAUAGGUGGUUCAUUUGGAAGAUUUGUUCAGAAGAAGUUGGGAACUUUGAAUCUGUGGGAAGAUCCUUACUAUCUUGUGAAAGACCACCUCAGAGCGGGUGUGUCCAUUUGUGAACAGUGGGUGAUCGCCUGUAACCACCUCACGGGUCAGAUGUGGCAGCGCUAUGUUCCUCAUCCGUGGAAAAGUGAGAAAUACUUCCCUGAAACACUCGACAGACUGGGCAAGCGCCUGGAAGAGGUCUUGGCUGUUAGAACAAUUCAUGAGAAGCUUCUUUAUUUUUUACCUGCCAGUGAAGAGAAAACGAUAUGCCUGACUCGAGUAUUUGAACCCUUUACCGGCCUGAAUCCUGUGCAUUAUAAUCCAUAUACUGAGCCUUUAUGGAAAGCUGCAGUGUCUCAGUAUGAAAAAAUUAUUGCACCUGCGGAACAGAAAAUAGCAGGAAAAUUGAAAAUUUAUAUUUCAGAAAUUCAGGACAGCCCACAGCAGCUUCUUCAAGCGUUUCUGAAAUACAAAGAGCUGGUGAAGCGUCCAACUAUAAGUAAAGAAUUGAUGUUAGAAAGAGAAACUUUACUGGCAAGACUCGUGGACUCAAUAAAAGAUUUUCGAUUAGACUUUGAGAAUCGAUGCCGAGGAGUUCCUGGUGAGGCGUCUGGACCACUUGCUGGCAAAAACCUGUCGGAAGUUGUUAAUAAUAUAGUUUGGGUUCGCCAGUUGGAACUGAAGGUGGAUGAUACUCUCAAGAUUGCAGAGGCUCUUUUAUCUGACUUGUCAGGAUUUCGAUCUUUCCAUCGAGCUGCCGAAGAUCUGUCAGACCAGUUUAAACUGUAUGAACAAGAACAAUUUGAUGAUUGGUCCAGGGACAUUCAGUCCGGUUUGUCUGAUUCCAGAUCCGGCUUGUGCAUCGAGGCUAAUAGUCGAAUUAUGGAAUUGGAUCCUAGUGAUGGAUCAUUAAAGGUGCAUUAUUCAGAUCGGUUGGUGAUUCUCCUGAGAGAAGUUCGUCAGCUUUCUGCUCUUGGCUUUGUUAUUCCUGCCAAAAUACAGCAAGUUGCAAACAUUGCACAGAAAUUCUGCAAGCAAGCAAUUAUUCUUAAACAAGUGGCACAUUUUUACAAUUCCAUCGAUCAACAAAUGAUUCAAAGUCAGAGACCAAUGAUGUUACAAUCUGCAUUAGCAUUUGAACAGAUAAUUAAGAAUUCAAAAGCAGGAAGUGGGGGAAAGUCACAGAUUACUUGGGAUAAUCCUAAAGAAUUAGAAGCCUACAUUCAAAAGCUCCAAAAUGCUGCCCAACGACUUGCCACUGAAAAUAGAAAACUGAGAAAAUGGCACACUACAUUUUGUGAAAAGGUCGUCUUUCUCAUGAACAUUGAUCUGCUUCGGCAGCAGCAGCGUUGGAAAGAUGGGUUACAAGAACUGAGAACUGGCUUAGCAAGCGUAGAAGCCCAGGGGUUCCAGGCCGGUGACAUGCGUGCGUGGAAGCAGCACUGGAAUCACCAGCUGUACAAAGCCCUCGAACACCAGUAUCAGAUGGGCCUGGAGGCACUUAAUGAGAACCUGCCAGAAAUAAGCAUAGACCUAGUGCACAAACAGGGACGGUUACAAUUCAGGCCUCCUCUUGAAGAAAUCCGGGCUAAAUAUUACAGAGAAAUGAAGAGGUUCAUUGGCAUUCCUAAUCAGUUUAGGGGAGUGGGUGAGGCCGGAGAUGAGUCUAUUUUUUCUGUUAUGAUUGAUAGAAAUGCAAGUGGAUUUUUGACUAUUUUCAGCAAAGCAGAAGAUCUGUUUAGGAGAUUAUCAGCUGUUUUACACCAACAUAAGGAAUGGAUCGUAAUUGGACAAGUUGAUAUGGAAGCUCUAGUGGAAAAACAUCUCUCUACGGUCCAUGAUUGGGAGAAAAAUUUCAAAGCACUGAAAAUAAAAGGGAAAGAAGUAGAACGACUUCCGAGUGCGGUCAAGGUAGAUUGUUUAAAUAUUAAUUGUAACCCCGUGAAGACUGUGAUUGAUGAUCUCAUCCAGAAGUUAUUUGAUACGCUUGUUCUUUCUUUGAAGAAGUGCAUCCAGGCUCACUUACAUGAAAUUGAUGCAUUUGUAACCGAGGCUAUGGACGUCUUAACAGUCAUGCCCCAGUCUGUGGAAGAGAUUGGCGAUGCAAAUUUGCAAUACAGUAGGCUCCAACAGCGGAAACCAGAGAUUUUGCCCUUAUUCCAAGAAGCUGAAGAUAAAAACAGACUUUUACGAACUGUGGCAGGUGGAGGUUUGGAAACAAUUAGCAAUCUGAAGGCUAAGUGGGAUAAAUUUGAGUUGAUGAUGGAAAGUCACCAACUUAUGAUUAAAGAUCAGAUCGAAGUGAUGAAAGGGAACGUUCAGUCGCGUCUUCAGAUCUAUUACCAAGAAUUGGAAAAAUUUAAAGCUCGUUGGGACCAACUAAAGCCUGGUGACGAUAUUAUUGAAACUGGCCCACAAAGUACUCUUGAUAAAAGCGCCAAGUCAAUAAAAGAGAAAAAGAUUGAAUUUGAUGAUCUUGAAGUCAUAAGGAAAAAGCUGGUUGAUGAUUGCCGUCAUUUUGGCCUAGAAGAGCCCAGCUUGUCUUUGGCAGAUAGCAUCUCCAAGGACAUUGAGAGCUGUGCACAAAUUUGGGCCCUUUAUGAAGAGUUUCAGCAGAGGCUUGAGGAAAUGGCCAAUGAAGAUUGGAUUACUUUUCGGACUAAGACAUAUCUGUUUGAAGAAUUUUUGAUGAAUUGGCAUGACAGAUUAAGAAAAGUUGAAGAACAUUCGGUUAUGACGGUGAAAUUACAAUCAGAAGUUGACAAAUACAAAACCGUAAUUCCUAUCUUGAAAUACGUGAGAGGGGAGUGUCUUUCUCCAGAUCACUGGCUUGACCUUUUUCGUCUGCUUGGCCUUCCUCGGGGGACUAGCCUGGAGAAAUUAAUGUUUGGUGACCUGCUCAGAGUAGCUGAUACGAUUGUUGCCAAAGCUUCAGACCUUAAAGAUUUAAACAGUCGGGCACAAGGUGAAGUUACGAUCAGAGAAGCUUUACGUGAACUUGAUCUUUGGGGAGUUGGAGCGGUAUUUACAUUGAUUGAUUAUGAAGACAGCCAGAGUCGAACUAUCAAGCUGAUUAAAGACUGGAAAGACAUCGUAAAUCAAGUUGGAGAUAAUAGAUGUCUUCUUCAGUCCUUAAAGGAUUCUCCUUAUUAUAAGGGAUUUGAAGAUAAGGUGUCCAUUUGGGAAAGAAAACUUGCAGAAUUAGAUGAAUACCUGCAGAAUUUAAACCAUAUUCAGAGGAAGUGGGUGUAUUUGGAGCCCAUAUUUGGCCGUGGAGCAUUGCCGAAAGAGCAGACACGCUUCAGCAGGGUUGAUGAAGAUUUUAGAUCGAUAAUGAGUGACAUCAAGAAAGACAAUAGAGUCACAACAUUAACGACUCACGCAGGAAUCAGAAAUUCGCUGCUAACCAUACUCGAUCAACUUCAAAGAUGUCAGAAAUCAUUGAAUGAAUUUUUAGAGGAAAAACGCUCAACGUUUCCAAGGUUUUAUUUCAUCGGUGACGAUGACCUGUUGGAGAUCCUGGGCCAGUCUACUAGCCCGUCAGUGAUUCAGUCUCACCUCAGAAAGCUGUUCGCCGGUAUUAACAGCGUGUGCUUUGAUGAAGAAUCAAAACAUAUAACUGCAAUGAAAUCUUUAGAGGGAGAAGUUGUACCUUUUAAAAAUAAAGUUUUAAUUUCAAAUAAUGUAGAGACCUGGUUAAAUGGUUUAGCCUUGGAAAUGAAGCAGACCUUGAAACAGUUGUUGGUGGAAUGUGUCACUGCUGCACGCAGUCCUCCAGGUGCCGUGGACCCGUCCUUGUUCCCCUCACAGAUACUGUGUUUGGCAGAGCAGAUUAAGUUCACUGAAGAUGUGGAAAAUGCUAUCCAAGACCAUAGUCUUCAUCAGAUCGAAACCCAGCUGGUGACUAAGUUAGAGCACUAUACUAGCAUCGAUACGAGUUCGGAGGAUCCAGGGGGCACUGAGUCUGGCAUUCUGGAGCUUAAACUUAAAGCACUGAUUCUUGAUAUCAUUCAUAACAUUGAUGUGGUAAAGCAUUUAAACCAAGUUCAGGUUCAUACAACUGAAGACUGGGCCUGGAAAAAACAAGUCAGAUUUUAUAUGAAAAGUGAUCAUACUUGUUAUAUUCAAAUGGUGGAUUGUGAACUUCAGUACACUUAUGAGUACCAGGGCAAUGCUCCCAAGCUGGUCUACACGCCGCUGACGGACAAGUGCUACCUGACGCUGACGCAGGCCAUGAAGAUGGGCCUGGGCGGGAACCCGUAUGGGCCGGCGGGCACGGGGAAGACCGAGUCGGUGAAGGCCCUGGGCGGACUUCUCGGGAGACAAGUCUUAGUUUUUAAUUGUGAUGAGGGCAUCGAUGUGAAGUCAAUGGGACGGAUUUUUGUUGGUUUGGUGAAGUGUGGGGCCUGGGGUUGUUUUGAUGAGUUCAAUAGACUGGAGGAGUCUGUGCUGUCGGCAGUGUCCAUGCAAAUCCAGACCAUCCAGGAUGCCCUGAAGAACCACAGAACCGUGUGCGAGCUGCUUGGCAAGGAGGUGGAAAUCAAUUCAAAUUCUGGGAUUUUUAUCACCAUGAAUCCUGCUGGAAAAGGUUACGGAGGAAGACAGAAGCUGCCUGAUAAUCUUAAACAGCUUUUCAGGCCGGUUGCCAUGUCCCGCCCAGACAACGAGCUUAUCGCUGAGGUCAUUCUCUAUUCGGAGGGCUUCAAAGAGGCCAAAGUCCUGGGCAGAAAACUGGUAGCUAUCUUCAAUCUAUCUAGGGAACUUUUGACGCCUCAGCAGCAUUACGACUGGGGUCUGAGAGCCUUGAAGACGGUUCUUCGAGGAAGCGGGGGCCUUCUUAGACAGCUGCAGAGAGCUGGCGGGAAACACAAAGUUGAUGAAAGUCAUAUUGUGGUACAAGCAUUGAGGCUUAAUACAAUGUCAAAGUUUACAUUUGCUGAUUGCACACGGUUUGAUGCACUGAUUAAAGAUGUAUUUCCUGGGAUCGACUUUAAAGAAGUAGAAUAUGAUGAGCUCAGGUCUGCGUUACAGCAUGUCUUCGAGGAAGCCAAUUAUGAAAUCAUACCAAAUCAGAUCAAGAAGGCUUUAGAAUUGUAUGAGCAGUUACGCCAGAGGAUGGGAGUGGUCAUUGUUGGUCCAAGUGGUGCUGGAAAGUCAACCCUUUGGAGGAUGUUAAGGGCAGCACUUUGUAGAAUUGGCAGAGUGGUGAAACAGUACACCAUGAACCCCAAAGCCAUGCCUAGACAUCAGCUGUUAGGCCACAUUGACAUGGACACACGGGAAUGGUCGGACGGUGUUUUGACAAACAGCGCUCGCCAAGUCGUUCGGGAACCUCAAGAUGUCAGCUCAUGGAUAAUAUGUGAUGGCGAUAUUGACCCUGAAUGGAUAGAAUCUCUGAAUUCUGUUCUGGAUGACAAUCGACUACUCACUAUGCCCAGUGGAGAAAGGAUUCAGUUCGGCCCAAAUGUUAACUUUGUGUUUGAAACUCAUGAUUUAAGUUGUGCCUCGCCAGCCACAAUAUCUAGAAUGGGCAUGAUCUUUCUUAGCGAUGAAGAGACAGAUGUUAAUUCUCUGAUAAAAUCUUGGUUGAAGAAUCAGCCUCCUAGUUAUAGGAAUAAUCUUGAGAGCUGGAUUGGAGAUUACUUUGAAAAGGCUUUACAGUGGGUUCUGAAGCAGAAUGACUAUGUGGUUGAAACCAGUUUGGUUGGGACUGUGAUGAAUGGUUUGUCACAUCUUCGUGGAUGCAGAAAUCAUGAGCAGUUUGUUAUUAGUCUCAUACGGGGGCUAGGUGGAAACCUGAACAUGAAAUCCCGCCUGGAGUUCACCAAAGAGGUUUUUACUUGGGCACGAGAGUCUCCUCCAGACCCUCACAAACCAAUGGAUACCUACUAUGACUCAGGUCGGGGACGACUAGCAUCUUAUGUGCUGAAGAAGCCGGAAAACUUGACUGCCAAUGAUUUCAGCAACAGCCAAACUCUCCCCGUCAUUCAGAUUCCUGACAUGCAGCGAGGCCUGGAUUAUUUCAAACCCUGGUUAAGUUCUGAUACUAAACAGCCAUUUAUUCUUGUAGGACCAGAAGGAUGUGGCAAAGGGAUGCUGCUGAGACACGCCUUUUCCCAGCUCCGGUCCACUCAGAUCGCCACGGUUCACUGUAGCGCGCAGACCACGCCUCGACACCUCCUGCAGAAGCUGAGCCAGACUUGCCUGGUGAUCAGUACCAACACCGGUCGAGUGUACAGACCAAAAGACUGUGAAAGACUUGUUUUGUACUUGAAAGAUCUCAACCUGCCUAAGCUGGAUAAGUGGGGGACCAGUACUUUGGUUGCUUUCCUACAACAGGUAUUGACAUAUCAAGGAUUUUAUGAUGAAAAUUUGGAAUGGGUUGGUUUAGAAAAUAUUCACAUUGUGGCUUCCAUGUCACCUGGAGGAAGACUGGGAAGACAUAAGCUUACCACCCGAUUUACUUCUAUUGUCCGUCUCUGUGCUGUGGAUUACCCAGAAAGAGAGCAAUUACAGACAAUCUAUGGAGCAUAUUUGGAACCAGUUCUAUAUAAAAAUCUGAAGAAUCAUCCUAUUUGGGGUUCUUCAUCAAAAAUCUAUCUCUUAGCAGGGUCUAUGGUACAAGUGUAUGAACAGGUACGGGCCAGAUUUACAGUUGAUGAUUAUAGUCACUAUUUGUUUACUCCGUGCAUCCUUACCCAGUGGGUUCUUGGCUUAUUCAGAUACGAUUUAGAAGGAGGGUCCUCAAACCAUCCACUAGAUUAUGUGUUAGAAAUCAUAGCGUAUGAAGCACGGCGCUUAUUUCGUGACAAAAUUGUUGGUGCAAAGGAACUUCAUUUAUUUGACAGCAUUUUAACAUCAGUGUUUCAAGGAGAUUGGGGCUCAGAUAUAUUAGAUAAUAUGGCAGACAGUUUCUAUGUUACGUGGGGAGCCCGACACAGUUCAGGAGCAAGGCCAGCCCCUGGACAGCCCCUGCCUCCACACGGAAAACCGCUUGGGAAACUGAGCUCUGCAGAUCUCAAGGAUGUUAUUAAGAAGGGCCUUAUUCAUUAUGGACGAGAUAACCAGAUGUUAGAUAUUUUACUUUUCCAAGAAGUCCUGGAGUAUGUGUCCAGGACAGACAGAGUGCUAAGCUGCCCCGGGGGCUCCCUGCUGCUGGCUGGACGCAGCGGGGUAGGCCGCCGCACCGUCACGUCCUUAGUGAGCCACAUGCACGGGGCCAUGCUGUUUUCUCCGAAGAUCUCCAGAGGGUAUGAACUGAAGCAGUUCAAAAAUGAUAUCAAACAUGUGCUGCAUCUUGCCGGUGUGGAAGCUCAGCAGGUGGUUUUACUUCUUGAGGACUACCAGUUAGUCCAUCCCACCUUUCUGGAGAUGAUCAACAGCCUCUUGUCUUCAGGUGAAGUUCCUGGACUUUAUACCCUUGAAGAAUUAGAGCCUUUGCUGUUGCCUCUUAAAGAUCAGGCUUCACAGGAUGGUUUUUUUGGACCAGUCUUCAAUUACUUCACAUAUAGAAUUCAGCAAAACUUGCAUAUUGUCUUGAUAAUGGAUUGUACGAAUUUAAACUUCAUAAUAAACUGUGAGAGUAACCCAGCCUUGCACAAAAAAUGCCAGGUGUUGUGGAUGGAGGGCUGGUCAGACAGCAGUAUGAGGAAAAUACCUGAAAUGUUAUUCAGUGAAACAGAUGGUGAAGAAAAAUAUAGUGACAAAAAAAGGAAAGAAGAAAAGAAAAAACACUCAGUUGAUCCCGAUUUUCUAAAAUCAUUUUUAUUAAUCCAUGAAUCUUGUAAAGCAUAUGGUGCUACACCAAGCCGAUACAUGACCUUCUUACGUGUGUAUUCUGCCAUUAGUAGCAGCAAGAAAAAGGAAUUAUUAAAAAGACAAAGUCAUUUGCAGGCUGGUGUGUCUAAACUGAAUGAAGCUAAAGCUCUUGUGGAUGAGCUGAACAGAAAAGCUGGCGAGCAAAGUGUGUUAUUAAAGAUGAAGCAAGACGAAGCAGACGCCGCCCUUCAGGAGAUCACGGUGUCGAUGCAGGAUGCUAGUGAGCAAAAGACAGAACUUGAAAGACUGAAGCACAAGAUAGCAGAAGAAGUUGUUAAAAUUGAAGAAAGAAAAAACAAAAUUGAUGAUGAGUUAAAAGAAGUACAGCCUCUAGUCAAUGAAGCUAAACUAGCAGUUGGAAACAUCAAGCCAGAAUCUCUUUCAGAAAUUCGCUCACUGCGCAUGCCACCUGACAUCAUCAGAGACAUUCUUGAGGGUGUUUUAAGGCUGAUGGGGAUCUUUGAUACAUCUUGGGUGAGCAUGAAAAGUUUCCUUGCGAAAAGAGGUGUGAGAGACGACAUAGCAACCUUUGAUGCACGAAAUAUUCCAAAGGAGAUAAGACACAGUGUUGAAGAACUUCUUUAUAAAAAUAAAGGAUCUUUUGAUUCAAAGAACGCGAAGCGAGCCAGUACUGCGGCGGCUCCUUUGGCCGCAUGGGUUAAAGCAAACAUCCAGUAUUCCCACGUCUUGGAACGGAUCCAGCCUUUGGAAACUGAACAGGCAGCAUUAGAAUCAAAUUUGAAGAAAACUGAAGACCGAAAAAGGAAGCUAGAGGAACUUCUAAAUUCUGUCGGCCAGAAAGUAUCAGAACUCAAAGAGAAAUUUCAGAGCAGGACUUCAGAAGCCGCCAAGCUGGAAGCUGAAGUGAGCAGAGCGCAGGAAACAAUUAAAGCUGCAGAAGUGCUAAUUAAUCAGCUUGACCGAGAGCACAAAAGAUGGAACGCACAGGUUGCAGAGAUAACAGAGGAAUUAGCUACUCUUCCUAAGAGGGCUCAGCUGGCCGCCGCCUUCAUUACCUAUCUUUCUGCUGCUCCUGAGGGUCUGAGAAAAACCUGCUUGGAAGAAUGGACCAAGUCAGCUUGUCUUGAAAAAUUUGAUCUAAGGAGAUUUCUUUGUACUGAAAGUGAGCAGUUAAUUUGGAAAAGUGAAGGCCUACCAUCAGAUGACCUUUCCAUAGAAAAUGCUCUUGUUAUCUUACAGAUCAUUGGUUUGAAAUCAUGGAGUCGAGUAUGCCCAUUCCUUAUAGACCCUUCUUCUCGAGCUACAGAGUGGUUGAAGACACAUUUGAAAGACUCAAGAUUGGAAGUUAUUAACCAGCAGGAUAGUAACUUUAUCACAGCUCUCGAGCUGGCAGUGCGGUUUGGGAAAACCCUUAUUAUACAGGAGAUGGACGGUGUAGAAGCUGUUCUCUAUCCAUUAUUGAGACGAGAUCUGGUCGCUCAAGGGCCACGUUACGUGGUACAAAUAGGUGACAAAAUUAUCGACUACAACGAAGAAUUCCGCCUUUUCUUGUCAACAAGAAACCCCAACCCGUUCAUCCCGCCGGACGCAGCUGCCAUAGUUACGGAGGUUAACUUCACCACCACGAGAAGUGGAUUGCAAGGCCAGCUUUUGGCUUUAACUAUUCAGCAUGAGAAACCUGACCUAGAGGAACAGAAAACGAAACUGUUACAACAGGAAGAAGAUAAGAAAAUACAGUUAGCCAAGCUUGAGGAAUCUCUUUUAGAGACACUUGCCACAUCUCAAGGGAAUAUUUUGGAAAAUAAAGAUUUGAUUGAAUCUCUGAAUCAGACGAAAGCAAGCAGUGCACUUACUCAAGAGUCACUUAAAGAAUCUUACAGACUCCAGAUUUCUCUUGACCAAGAGCGGGAUGCGUACCUUCCCCUGGCUGAGAGUGCCAGCAAGAUGUUCUUCAUCAUCUCCGACUUGGCCAAAAUUAACAACAUGUACCGUUUCAGUUUGGCUGCAUUUCUCCGACUAUUCCAGCGGGCUCUGCACAACAAACAGUUUUCAAAUUGUAAUCUACAGGAUUCCGAAAGUACAGAACGGAGAAUCCAGUCUCUUAUCAGCUCAUUAAAACAUAUGGUCUAUGAAUAUAUAUGCCGUUGUCUGUUUAAGGCUGACCAGUUGAUGUUCGCGCUGCACUUCGUUCGGGGCAUGCAUCCGGAACUUUUUCAAGAAAAUGAAUGGGAUACGUUUACAGGUGUGGUUGUUGGAGACAUGUUGCGGAAAGCUGACUCUCAGCAGCGAAUCCGCGAGCAGCUCCCGUCGUGGAUAGACCAGGAGAGGAGCUGGGCCGUAGCAACACUAAAGAUUGCUCUCCCCAGUCUUUAUCAGACCCUCUGCUUUGAAGAUGAAGCGCUGUGGCGUACUUACUAUCACACUUCAAUGUGUGAGCAAGAGUUUCCGUCUAUUCUUGCAAAGAAAGUUUCCUUAUUUCAGCAGGUUCUCGUGGUGCAGGCGCUCAGACCAGACAGACUGCAAAGUGCCAUGGGCAUGUUUGCCUGCAAAGCUCUGGGACUGAAAGAGCUGUCCCCGCUCCCUCUAAAUCUCAAACGCCUCUACAAAGAGACACUGGAGAUUGAGCCCGUCUUGAUAAUCAUCUCCCCGGGUGCAGAUCCUUCCCAGGAGCUGCAGGAGCUGGCUAAUGCUGAGCGCGGAGGAGAGUGCUACCACCAGGUUGCUAUGGGUCAGGGUCAAGCCGAUUUAGCGAUUCAGAUGCUGAAGGAAUGUGCCCGCAGUGGGGACUGGCUGUGUUUGAAGAACUUACAUCUUGUGGUGUCUUGGCUGCCAGUUCUGGAAAAGGAAUUAAAUACUCUUCAACCUAAAGAUACCUUUCGUCUGUGGCUGACUGCAGAAGUUCAUCCCCAUUUUACUCCUAUUUUAUUACAGUCAAGUUUAAAGAUCACAUACGAGUCACCUCCAGGUUUGAAGAAGAAUUUAAUGCGCACUUACGAAUCUUGGACUGCUGAGCAAAUCAGCAAAAAAGACAGCAUCCAUCGAGCUCACGCUCUCUUUAGUUUUGCGUGGUUUCAUGCUGCAUGUCAGGAAAGACGAAAUUACAUUCCACAGGGUUGGACCAAGUUUUAUGAGUUUUCUUUAUCAGAUCUUCGGGCUGGAUACAGCAUUAUUGACAGGCUCUUUGAUGGUACCAAAGAUGUUCAGUGGGAAUUUUUACACGGUUUACUUGAAAAUGCUAUUUAUGGCGGACGCAUCGAUAACUAUUUUGACCUUAGAGUUCUUCAGUCAUACCUGAAACAGUUUUUUAAUUCUUCAGUAAUUGAUGUUUCAAACCAAAGGAACAAGAAAAGUGUUUUUCCAUAUUCCAUAUCUCUCCCCAAAUCCUGCAGCAUUCUGGACUACCGUGCUCUCAUCGAAAAGCUUCCGGAGGACGACAAGCCUAGUUUCUUCGGUCUUCCUGCCAACAUUGCUCGCUCGGCUCAGCGCAUGAUCAGUUCUCAGGUUAUUUCACAGUUGAGGAUCUUGGGCAGAUCAGUAACAGCUGGUUGCAAAUUUGAUAGAGAAAUCUGGUCUAACGAACUGUGCCCUGUCCUCAAUCUCUGGAAGAAACUAAACCAGAACUCCAACCUGAUCCAUCAGAAGGUGUGUCCUCCUAAUGAUCGACAAGGGUCUCCAGUACUGUCCUUCAUCGUCCUGGAACAGUUCAAUGCCAUUCGCUUAGUGCAGACCGUCCACCAGUCUCUUGCCGCUCUCAGCAAAGUCAUCAGAGGGACCACCUUACUGAGUUCAGAAGUACAGAAACUGGCCAGCGCUUUACUAAACCAAAAGUGUCCUGUGGCAUGGCAGAGCAGGUGGGAAGGCCCAGAAGACCCCUUACAGUACCUGAGAGGCCUCGUGGCUCGUGCCCUUGCGAUACAGAGCUGGGUAGAGAGAGCCGAGAAACAGGCUCUUCUCUCUGAUACACUUGACCUGUCAGAACUGUUCCACCCAGACACGUUUCUCAACGCUCUUCGCCAGGAAACUGCACGGGCAAUGGGCUGUCCUGUAGAUAGCCUGAAAUUUGUAGCUUCGUGGAAAGGCCGACUGCAAGAAGCAAAGCUGCAGAUUAAGAUGGGCGGCUUGCUGCUGGAAGGCUGCAGCUUUGACGGGAGCCGGCUUGCUGAGAACCAGCACGACUCUCCCAGCGUGUCUCCCGUCCUCCCUUGCUGUGUGGGCUGGAUCCCCCAGGGUGCAUACGGUCCCUAUUCCCCUGAUGAGUGCAUAUCUUUGCCUGUUUACACGAGUGCUGAGAGGGAUCGUGUGGUGACCAACAUUGACGUUCCGUGUGGGGGCAGCCCGGACCGGUGGAUUCAGUGUGGAGCUGCUUUGUUUCUAAAAAAUCAGUAGAAUCUAACGACAGUAAAAGCUGUAUUAGCAAAAAAAGAAACAUUUGCUACUUUAAACUUUGAAUAAGUAUGUGGCCAGUCUGCAUUUAAAAUGUUCAAAAAAUUAUCAUAUAGCUAAGUACCUUUUGUUACUGAUCUCCUUGGGUUGUGUAGUGGGUCAUGACAGACCACGCAACUUUUAAGCAAUAGUUUAAUGGAGUUAAUGUUAAAUGGAGUAUUCCCUUCAUAACAUUAAAUAUUUUUGUGAAGCAGUUGAGGUUUCCAGGUGCUCAAAAAUUUAUGUAUGUAAGAGGUUGAAAAUGGUGUACUUAAGGAAUCGGUAAUUAAUUCUUUGGCUGUUUUUUGUAUCCUAAUUUGUGUUAAUAAAAUAGAAGACCAGUUUUUCAUUUAAACACUUAAAAAUAUAUUCUAUUUUAGUUAAAAUACACAGCAUCUCAGAGUAAUCCAGAAGAAAUGGGGCACGACGGCGGAGAGGGCAGGAGGAAAAUUUUAUAAAUGGACUAAGUAAACAAUGAGAAGUUACAAUUUCUCACGUAUGUGGCCGUUUACCAGCUGCUUCUAUGAAACAGGAAAAUUCUACAAUGUCUGGAAGCUUAAAUAAAUAUAUUUUAUGGUGUAA